UCAGCAGCGCCUGUGAUCGCACGCCGUUUUGUGCUCGUCGUACAAAUUUCGCUUGUUGAUUUGCCGGAGAAAACUGUACUGUCAUCUCGCAGCAAACUCAUUGCUUCGAGACUCCGAAAUUUUUUUUAAACUUCACUUUCGGUUGAUUCAUCAGUGAUAAACAUGGCUCUUGUGGACCGAGAACCGUCGAGAUAUCUGCCCGAUUACGAUGUCCAGGCACCCAAGCAGCUGCACUUCAGCCCCUACGCCGAUAACGGAGGGAGCGUUGUAGCCAUUGCUGGUGACGAUUUUAGUAUCAUAGCUGCUGAUACACGUCUGAGUGCUGGAUUUUCAAUCUACACACGUAAACAAGAAAAACUAUUCACCCUGUCGUCCAACACUGUUCUAGGAUGCUCAGGUUGUUGGUGCGACACUCUCACAUUGACAAGAGUCAUGGCUGCUCGUAUGCAGAUGUAUGAACAUGAGCACCAUAAAACUAUGGCGACACCAGCCGCUGCUCAGAUGUUGUCCACUAUGCUAUAUUAUAAGAGGUUUUUCCCAUACUAUGUUAGUAACAUUUUGGCUGGUCUUGAUUCAGAAGGCAAAGGAGUAAUUUAUAGAUAUGACCCUGUAGGUCAUUGUGAAAAAAAUUAUUAUGUAGCUGGAGGUUCAUCUGGUGCAUUGCUCCAACCAUUAUUAGAUAAUCAGGUUGGAUACCUUAAUCAAGAAAAUGUAGAGAAAGUACCAAUAACUAAAGAGAAAGCUUUGGCAAUCAUUAAGGAUGUAUUCACUUCAGCAGCUGAAAGAGAUAUUUAUACUGGUGAUGGAAUUUUCAUUAAGAUUAUUACAAAGGAUGGCAUUGCCACAGACUUUUUCGAAUUAAGAAGAGAUUAAUUUUAUAGAUCAUUAAUUUUUAUAAAACUUGUUUGAAUUUAAAUAAAUUGUACUUUAAAUCCA
Molecule: messenger RNA, 936 nt
Organism: Trichogramma pretiosum
Lineage: Eukaryota; Metazoa; Arthropoda; Insecta; Hymenoptera; Trichogrammatidae
Gene: Prosbeta6
Product: proteasome subunit beta type-1
Exons: 4
Coding region: 163-873 (236 amino acids)
Cellular component (GO): proteasome core complex
Source: RefSeq, a predicted model, not a curated record